UACCGAGGUGGAGGGACGAUGCCACCGUCUCGUAAUAACGGACAGUGCACGAACAGACCGCGUCAUCGAAAUUAAGAAUAUAAACCGUUAUUGAAACAGAUUGGGGAGAAAAUAAAGGGAAAGACAGUUUAUGCAAUUAAAAAAUAUAUCUUCUCCGAAAGAAAGGAAAAUACUUCAAACUGUAGGAACUCCCUGCCUCACAUCUACAAAAGUGAUUCUGUCAUAAUGAAGAAGAGCAAUCUAGCCAAACGGGGUCCUCAGGAUGUCAACCAGCUGUCAUCGCAGCCAGACAAAGUAGGCUGGAUCCGCAAGUUCUGUGGCAAAGGGAUUUUCAGGGAAAUAUGGAAAACCCGAUUCGUGAUACUGAGAGGAGACCAUCUGUACAUAUCUGAGAAAGAGGUGAAGGAUGAGAGGAAGGUCCAGGAGUUGUUUGACCUGGCUGACUACGAACGCUCUGAGGAGCUGCGCAAGGCCAAGAGUCGCAGUAAGAAGAACCACAGCAGGUUCACCCUGCUUCGCUGCAAGCAGCCUGGGAAUAUGGUGCCCAAUCUUGUGUUUUUGGCCGUUAGCCCCGAGGAGAAGGAGUCGUGGGUCAAUGCCCUCAAUACAGCCAUCAUCAAAGCCAAGAACCGCAUUUUUGACGAGGUCACAAUUGAAGAGGACAGUGUCCUGGUGCACCCUACACGUGAUCGUGUCAAGAUUCCCCAUGCACGGCGCUUGCCCACCCGGGGACACCUCAUGGCUGUGGCAUCCACCUCUUCAGACGGAAUGUUGACCCUUGACCUUGUCCACGAGGAAGAUGGCUCCACCCCAGAUGAUGAGGAAGAAGGCUUCUGGGAAAAUAACUUCCGGGUUGACCUAGACAAACGGACCACAGGUCGUCAGCGUUCUGGCACAGAUGUCUCCAAACUCUGUGUCACCACAAGGGACCCAAGGGUACCCAAGACGGGCAGCCUACCCCGCGGGAGCGAGCUCUCCUGGGGCCGGGCGCACCAUCUUGAGGCUCAACCCCACACCCCUCAACCAGGGAAGAGGUUCAGUGCCCAGGGUAGGAGCCGCUGUGCCUCCAUGGACGAGGUCCUUUCCUCACGGCCAAUCAGAGGUGUCCUUCGCCCUCGCCCCACAGAUGAACCUGUCCAGCCUGUUGGACAACUGCAAAGUCUUAUCGCCCAGAAAAUGCAGAGGGCUCAGGAACUGCUGGAAGAAAUGCGAUUGGAGGAACUGCAACAUGCAAAGGGAAUUGACUCGCCCUAUCUGAAGGGCAUUGACUCGCCUCGCUUGCACCAUCUGAGAGGGUCUGAGUCUCCUCACUCCAGGGCCUCAGGCUCACCUCGCAGUAAGAAUAGUGACUCCCCACGUUUGAGGGUAAAAGACUCGCCUCGUUUGAAGGGGAAAGACUCACCUCGUAUGAAGGGCAAGAAGUCCCGCUCAAAAGGUACAGACUCACCCCAUUCAAAGAGUGAUGACUCUCCUAAUUUGAGGGGUAAGGACUCUCCCCGUCUCAGGGUUACUGACUCUCCCCGUCUCAGGGUUACUGAUUCUUCCCGUUUCAUGGAAACACACUCGCCAAGUCUGAAGGGUUCUGAAUCCCCACGUCUCAAGAACAUUGGUUCACUGUUUUCAAAAAGUUUUGACUCAUCUAGUCUGAAGGAUUCUGUCUCGCCUCGCAUCAAGGAUACCGAUUCUCCUGUUCUGAGGGGUAAGGACUCGCUAAAUAUAAUUGGCAAGAAUUCUCAGAGUCUGAAGAGUAUCGGCUCAACUUGUCCGAAGGGUGCUGACUCGCCCCGUCUGAAGGGUAAUGACUCUCCCCGUCUGAAGGGUGCUGACUCGCUCCGUCUGAAGGGUAAUGACUCGCCCCAUAGUAAGAGUGCACACUCACUUAUCAGUGACUGUGAUUUGGAGAGUAGACGGGCAGAGGCGGAGCGUCUUCUGCAGGAAGCCGUCUCCUCCUGGCGUCAAGCUAAGGAGGUGCUGGAGGAGGUGAAGGAGCUGCAGACGCAGUCACUAAACCGCCGCUCCGAAAAGAAAACAAUGGAGAGGCCCCCAACACCGCCACAGGACUAUAGGCUGGGGGACCAGUGACUCUGUCGCCAACACAGCUGAAAAGCAUGCUGGCUUCUCUCCAAACAAAGACAAUAAGAAAGAGCACUAGGGGCAUGGAGUACCUUCAGUAAAUGUUCUGUCACGUUUUUGUUGUCAUUGCUUGCCAGUGUUGAAGCACAAAACUUUUAGGCUUUACUGUUAUUUUACACUGUUCUAUCUUGAUCCUUGUUUCCAUACCGUAUACUAGUCAAAUUAAGCUGAGCAAGUCAUGACAGAAUUAUUUUAUUAUAGCACGGCUAUUUCCUUGCUGGUUUGAAUAGGUUAGAUGGACCUUGACCUCAUAAUAUGACUCUGGGCAUUCGUUUUUGUUCCCUUUGUCAAAGGCUCUGUGGUCCACUCUGUGGAUGGAGGGAUGGGCGUCUGGGCUGUGGAAGCAGAGCAGAGCUUAAUCCUGGUUUGUGGAUGGGGGGGUGACUCAGACUGAGAGGCAUAAACAAGGCUAGAGUGGGGGUGCCCGGCCUCGGUGACACUGACACCCCCAAGGAAAGUCAUGCUGUUCAUGUAUUUACAUGUAUUAUCCGCCAGAGGUCGAUUAGGUUUCAUUGCAAAAUGCUUUGCACUGUAAAUAUAAGUAUGAAAUGCUUUUUUAUAAUGGACAAAUGGAAUGAGAAUGUUUGCGUGGAAACAUUGUCUGAGGAGCAUUAUUUCAGUCUGAAAUGCAUACAUGGAGAAGAUGCUUGGGAUUUCUCUCUUUCGGUUAGCUUCAGUUAUUGACAACGUGCAGUCCAGUCCAAUGACCUUGAAAAGCGACAAGAUUUCCCCCAGUCAGAAACCUAGUAAAUAAAUAAAUAUAUGCCAUUUAGCAGACGCUUUUAUCCAAAGCGACUUACAGUCAUGUGUGCAUACAUUCUACGUAUGGGUGGUCCCGGGAAUCGAACCCACCACCCCUGGCGUUACAAGCGCCAUGCUCUACCAACUGAGCUACAGAAGGACCAUUGUAGUUGUUGGUCUUCUCAGAGACCGAAUGCAAAAGGCGAUCUUUCUCUUACUCUGAGCGCAUUAUGUCCUCUUUCCCUCUGUGUCCUGAGCUGAGCAAUACUAUUCCAGGGACAGAUUCAAAAUGUUAACAUUCUGCAAUCAAACUGAUUCAUUUGCCAAGCUGGAUUCCUGACAUGUAUAGCUAAAACUCACAGACCACUUUGAUUGCAAGGAUAUCAAGUGACUAACUGCUUCGCUUUAUUAAAUGCACUUCUAUUUUCGGGUCAUGUAGCAUGGUCUCUUGCUUGUGCUCAGAAUUCCUCGGUUGUUUCGGUUAAUUGGGGUUCUGUGGUCUACCAAAGCCUGCUGUGAGUGACUCAGCGGAAGCCAGCAAGAGAACAUGCUCGUUAACUCUGAUCAGCUUCCGAGGAGAAGUGCUAUAAUGGGAUUAUAAUCGCAGGCGUCAUGUUGGGUCUCUGUAGUGUUUGUUACACUUCUAAUCAGGUGGGAAGAUGAUUUGAACAGUUCUUCUGUCUCUCUUCCAAAAGGUGCACAGGUUAAUCUCACAACAAGAGGAUCAAUGAUUUAAUGAGAGAGAGAUGAUGAAAGCUUCUGAAAGGUUUUCAGAGCACAAAGAUGUUACAUUUGGAGAUUUGAAGAUGGGUUAGUUGCACUGCACUAUUUCAUACCAAAAUAGGGUGGAAAUCAAUGUUUUUAGUGUCAUGUCCUGGUUUAGUCACAUGGUCAGUAUUUCCCGCCAUGUCAUUGGCUGACUGCCAAAAUGUGAUUCAUAGGUCACUGAGUUGAUAUUAACAUGCACAGUGCAUCUAGGACAGGACAAACAUCGCUCCAUUACACCAGGCUCACCUCACAUACGGUUACAAUCACUCAUGUGUGAUUGCGGUUUAUCAGUUUAUUUGAUUAUGUGUGUCCCUUAAGCAGCAAUUAUAUGGCUUUGGUGCACAUGACAACAUGCAAUACAGUAGGCCUAAUGUUGAUAACGAAAGAGAUCUAUACCACUGCUUUGUAAUCUGAACUAAGCCAAAGACCAGCAUAUAGCAACUCUGCCAGAAAGAGGUGAAAAGUGGUUCAAAUGUCUCAAGCAAUCUACAUAAAUAGAUUUUAUUUACAGCAAUUGAUAAAUGACUAAUGUAUGCAUAAGUUAAAUAAAUAAUUUACACCGAA
Oncorhynchus gorbuscha (pink salmon) is the source of this 4206-nucleotide messenger RNA. RefSeq names its product pleckstrin homology domain-containing family O member 1-A-like. NCBI's taxonomy places the organism in Eukaryota, Metazoa, Chordata, Actinopteri, Salmoniformes, Salmonidae. Gene Ontology annotation, cellular component: muscle cell projection membrane; ruffle membrane. Gene Ontology annotation, biological process: regulation of myoblast fusion. The transcript is spliced from 6 exons. Bases 226 to 2082 code for a protein of 618 amino acids. The record is from RefSeq and is a predicted model, not a curated record.